Molecule: messenger RNA, 872 nt
Organism: Cynara cardunculus var. scolymus (artichoke)
Lineage: Eukaryota; Viridiplantae; Streptophyta; Magnoliopsida; Asterales; Asteraceae
Product: TATA-binding protein-associated factor 2N-like
Exons: 4
Coding region: 73-570 (165 amino acids)
Cellular component (GO): cytoplasm
Molecular function (GO): mRNA binding
Source: RefSeq, a predicted model, not a curated record
UUCAGCAUCAGGAAUCCCUCAAAAGAAACACACUCACUCUGCUCUUUCUCCAUCCAUCACAAGAAAAUUAAGAUGAGCAGACCAGGAGAUUGGAACUGCAGGUCAUGCCAGCACUUGAACUUCCAGAGGAGGGAUUCUUGCCAAAGAUGUGGGGAGCCCAAGCAUGGCGGUUUUGGUGGUAGAGGAGGUAUCACCCCUUCUGCAUUUGGUUUCACUGCAGGCCCAGAUGUCAGACCUGGAGACUGGUACUGCAAUGUUGGCAACUGUGGUGCUCACAACUUUGCUAGCCGCUCCAGCUGCUUCAAGUGUGGUGCUUUCAAGGAUGACUUGGCCUCCACUGGUGGUGGUGGUGCUUUUGAUGGUGAUAUGUCUCGUGGGAGGGGUUUUGGGUUUGGUGGCGGAAGUGGUGGUGGUGUUGGCGGUGCCGGAGGUGGCAGCAGCCGCUCAGGGUGGAAGUCUGGUGACUGGAUAUGCAGCAGGCCUGGCUGCAAUGAGCACAACUUUGCUAGCAGAAUGGAGUGCUUUAGAUGCAAUGCACCACGGGAAUCCGGUAGCAAGUCUUCCUAUUAAGUCAAGUCGUCGCGUUUCCAGUUCAGGGUAAGGCUGUAUCGUGAAUUUGCUAUCUACAGAAGAGGAAGAGAGAGAUAAUGAGCGAUUGAUCAGACAGAAUCAAGAACAAAAGAGCAUCCAGUUGAUAGGAUAUUCUAAACUGACCCCUUUUUGCCCAUAUCAUAUGCAACCCUAUCUUUGAUUUUCUCUUUUUGUUUUUAUUUUAUUUUUAUUUCAAUAGUAGCGAUCUUUCAGUCUGCUAGGAAGUUUAGGUGAAUUAUGGUUAAUUUAAUUGCUACAACUCAUGUUUUAUGGCUGAUUAA